Messenger RNA from Kwoniella botswanensis, 1131 nucleotides. RefSeq lists its product as uncharacterized. The transcript is spliced from 3 exons. The record is from RefSeq and is a predicted model, not a curated record. NCBI's taxonomy places the organism in Eukaryota, Fungi, Basidiomycota, Tremellomycetes, Tremellales, Cryptococcaceae. The coding region runs from base 1 to 1131 and encodes 376 amino acids.
AUGCUCCGACGCAAGCUUUCAGCUGGUCUCUUACGACCCACCACGUCCUCUGUACUCGCUCCAUCCCCAGCUCCAAUCACCAGACCUCGAUCUAGGUCCCUGGCUUCGGCGGUCUUGUUGUCCAGUCAGAGGAACUGGAAGAAUGAGACGGUGGUUACACUGAAAACAGAAUUGAAGAAGAGGGGUCUGUCACAACAGGGUAACAAAGCAACAUUGAUAUCCCGACUUGAAUCUGCCGAACAAUCCUCCCUUCUCGGCCCUCUCCCUCCUUUCGCUAACGGUGCAAGGGGUCUAUCGACCACAGCUUCCGUCAGUCAGCCACCCAAACCUAAGAGGGAUUCCACCACCGGCCCUGGUCCAGCUACCUCCGAAGAUCCCAGUGUUACUUCCACCGGACCACAGAUCUCAUCUCAGAGGACAGAAGCCAGGAAAGUCGAUCCGAUCGAACCUGAGAAAAUCACAGUAGCACCUGGUUUACCUAAAUCCGAUGUCGCCGCUACAAAAGAUGUUAGUGAGAAGUUGGAUGUGAGAUUCCCUGGUAGUCAGGCUGAGAAGGAUGUCGAGCAGGUUAUCCCCCUCACACCCGAUAACUUCUCAUCCGGCACCACCACCGACUCCGCCCCUUCCCUGUCCGCACCAAAGGUCCUCACCGUCGCAUCAGCUUCUACGCACCUGGAAGGCGGACCAGUUCAUGGAGUGCACGAAUCGCACGACGCUCAUUCAUUGGAAACUGAAUCUUCUGGACCGUCCCUCAAGGACAUCCCAUCUCUCACUGACGCUUUGAGCUCGUUGAUCACCGCUCCUGGUAGAGCAUGGUCCAACGCUGGAAUCAAAUUACCCGAAAUCAACUUUCCUAAAUCUACCGAGGGCCAGAAGGAAUACAAAUCUGAGAAAAGGAAUUUGAACGAUGAUGAGAAAAGAGGACUGUACGUACUUGCUGGUGUCAUCGGGUUAGGAUUGGCUUUAGGUGGAGGAAAGAAAGAUAAGAAAGAUAAAAAAGGAUUGAAAGAUAAGGUGGAAAGUGCCAUCGCUGGUAGUGGUAUACCAGGAGCGAGGAGUGUGAAGGGUGAUACUAAAUGGGAGAAGGCUAGUGGAGCGGGUGUGGUGGGACAUGGAUCAAGGAAGGGUUAA